AUGCUGAUAGCUCCUUUUGUUGCUUUUACUUUACAAGAAAGCAAAGAUCUCAAAGAAAUACUUAAUAUUAUAAUAGAAACCCAUAACGAAGUUUACGAUUCCAAAUGCAAACUUGUCCUUCAAAUCUCUUUAUCUCUGGGUUCAACUAAAACUCAGUUAACAUGGAAUGAGAAAUUACAAGCAUAA
Clunio marinus is the source of this 186-nucleotide messenger RNA. The record is from the annotation of a GenBank genome assembly. NCBI's taxonomy places the organism in Eukaryota, Metazoa, Arthropoda, Insecta, Diptera, Chironomidae.